AUGGCUUCGCAAUUGCCAUUCACGAUGCGGCGCACUGCCGCCAGUAUCUCCUCAGCCGCCAUCAAGUCCCCUGCCCGGCAAACCAUCUCGGCUACCCAGGUCUUCCAACGCCGAUGCCUCUCCGCAACCACCCGCGGACUCGGGUCCGUCUUGCAGCGACGUGGUACGCUCGCAGCAGGAUCGCACAGCUACAAGCCCCAAUCACAGUACGCAUCGCAGCUCCAGAACCAGGUGCGCCGGUUCACCGAUGAGUCGACGCCGAGUCUGCGUGAAUGGGGAUUCGAGGACAUAAAAACCUCACUCCCCUCCGACUCCGUCUCUCCGUCCCAUAAGCCCGUCAUCCUAAUCGACGUCCGCGAACCCGCCGAGCUGAAAGGAACGGGCAUCAUCCCUUCCGCCAUUAACAUCCCGCUCGCUUCCCAGCCCGAUGCUAUGUACUUGACUGCUGACGAGUUCGAGGAUCGCUUUGGAUUCCCCAAGCCGCAGGCUGAUGCGGAUGGUACCCUCGUGUUCUACUGUAAGGCGGGCGUGCGGGCUCAUACUGCGGCGCAGUUGGCUGUGCAGGCGGGGUAUAAUCCGGACAAGAUUGGAGUUUAUGACGGGAGUUGGUUGGACUGGGAAGCAAAGGGGGGAAAGGUUGAGAAGUGGGAGGGGGAUGAUUUCUAG
Penicillium cinerascens is the source of this 666-nucleotide messenger RNA. Its product is annotated as rhodanese-like domain-containing protein. The transcript has 2 exons. Lineage: Eukaryota; Fungi; Ascomycota; Eurotiomycetes; Eurotiales; Aspergillaceae. Gene Ontology annotation, molecular function: thiosulfate-cyanide sulfurtransferase activity. The record is from RefSeq and is a predicted model, not a curated record. The coding region runs from base 1 to 666 and encodes 221 amino acids. Gene Ontology annotation, cellular component: mitochondrion.